AGGGAAAUUUCCGGACUCAUCAUGACGCCCGAUGUCGUGAGCUUUUUGCUGCUGCUGGGGGGCGCGUGCCGCACCAAGACUACGCUGGUGACUCUGCAAGUGAAAAUAUUAUGUAAAUUUUUGCACCAGGCGGACACGUUUCGACCAACAGUCUUCUACACCGCACAGAAACGUGCGAGGAAGGAACCUCGUCGGUCAUUUACUCGCUUGCUUGGCAGUCCGCUAUCGAUGGAGCGAUGAAGACAGCGCAUACCCCGAUCUCGCCUCGCCACCACCAUCAGGAAAGGACUGUCGUUGCGAAUGUACAAGUACUGUAUGCAUAUUUGACGGAGUUCCUAGGAAGAAGAACUUCUUAUCUCACUUCUGUAUCAGAGACGCAA
This is a messenger RNA of Dissoconium aciculare CBS 342.82, 380 nucleotides long. RefSeq lists its product as uncharacterized. The transcript has a single exon. The coding region runs from base 22 to 240 and encodes 72 amino acids. The record is from RefSeq and is a predicted model, not a curated record. NCBI's taxonomy places the organism in Eukaryota, Fungi, Ascomycota, Dothideomycetes, Mycosphaerellales, Dissoconiaceae.